AUGGAAAGUCACAGCGUCUACGACAACGAUGUACACGUGGUGACCAACGUCAUCAAGGGCUUCAUACGAGACGGCCUGCCGCCCAAGAUGGAGCCGCUGUGCCCCUACGACAAAUACGACGAGUUUAUCAAAGCUCCAACCAUCGAAGAUAAGGAUGUGCGUCUUGCCAGACUGCAGGACUUGGUCUGGUCGCUCCCCUCGGUCAACCGCGUGACGCUCAAGUUCCUGUGUGAGCAUCUUUUCAAGGUCGCUGAGAACCGCGAGGUCAACAAGAUGAGCAUCCAGAACCUCAGCAUCAUCUUUGCGCCCAACAUCCUGCGCUCGGCCGACAACUCGCUUGCGCGAGAAAUGCUGGACAUGAAUGCAAAGUGUGCCGUGAUGAUGACCCUGAUCGAGUACGUCAAGUGGAUCUUU
Molecule: messenger RNA, 414 nt
Organism: Polychytrium aggregatum
Lineage: Eukaryota; Fungi; Chytridiomycota; Chytridiomycetes; Polychytriales
Product: Rho GTPase activation protein
Exons: 2
Biological process (GO): signal transduction; regulation of GTPase activity
Cellular component (GO): cytoplasm
Source: RefSeq, a predicted model, not a curated record